AUGGGUUGCGGUUUUGAAUUCGCGGGUUGUGUCAAAUUCUAUGACGAUGAAUUCAAAUUCUCUCGACCAUGUAAAAACAACACCUACGAUCCAUAUACCGGAAAUUUCAAGUGCAGGGUAAGAACAGGAGAAGAAUGCUUUCAACUCUGCCAGCAGGAGGGUUGUUUCGAGUGGUCCUUCAUAUCCUUCAUGGCUAGUACUGAUAGAAUAGUUAGAGACAAUCAUCGCUGUCAGUGCAAUCCUGGAACUUCAAUCUGCUUUUAUACCUACAUUCCAUAUUAUAACCGGGACGACGACUAA
Messenger RNA from Rodentolepis nana, 300 nucleotides. The record is from the annotation of a GenBank genome assembly. NCBI's taxonomy places the organism in Eukaryota, Metazoa, Platyhelminthes, Cestoda, Cyclophyllidea, Hymenolepididae.